Macadamia integrifolia is the source of this 3264-nucleotide messenger RNA. Its product is annotated as ribonuclease J-like. The coding region runs from base 239 to 2863 and encodes 874 amino acids. The transcript is spliced from 17 exons. Lineage: Eukaryota; Viridiplantae; Streptophyta; Magnoliopsida; Proteales; Proteaceae. The record is from RefSeq and is a predicted model, not a curated record.
AUUUCCACUCCACACAAAAUCCUCUCUACACUCUUGUUUCCCGCUUCAACCUCGCGCGGCUCGCGCCUUCUAACCUGAUUACCUCUCCCAAGGGCAUUAUCCAUUUCUACGCACACCAGAACGAACUACGAAGGUGAUUUUGGGGCUUCCAAGCCUCUGGAGCUCGAGGUAGUCCUGUUUCAGCUUCAUGUGGUUCUGAGCUUCUCGAGGAGUUUUUAUCAGGGGAGAAGACCAAGAGAUGGCCGCUUUGAGUGUCCUUUCUCUAUGCCCCUGUAGGCUUUCAUGUCGACGAUGCCCUAGAAGGCCUUACGUUUCUUCCUCCUUAGGUACUAGUGGGUAUAAAGUCCUAAACAAGGAUUUGAAGAGAAGAGAGGGAGCAAGGAAAAGUAUGGAAGAUUCUAUUCAGCGCAAGAUGGAACAGUUCUAUGAAGGGUCUGAUGGCCCACCACUCCGUGUUCUUCCUAUAGGUGGCCUGGGUGAAAUUGGGAUGAAUUGCAUGCUUGUGGGGAACUAUGAUCGUUACAUUUUGAUUGAUGCUGGCAUAAUGUUUCCAGAUUAUGAUGAGCUGGGUGUCCAGAGAAUUAUACCCGACACAACAUUCAUCAAAAGAUGGAGCCAUAAAAUUGAAGCAGUUGUUAUAACUCAUGGCCAUGAAGACCACAUUGGUGCGUUGCCUUGGGUAAUCCCAGCUUUGGAUUUGCGUACACCAAUAUUUGCUUCGUCCUUUACAAUGGAGCUAAUCAAAAAGCGCUUGAAAGAGUUUGGGAUCUUAGUACCAUCCAGGCUUAAGGUUUUUAGGACGAGGAAGAAGUUCAUUGCCGGGCCUUUUGAAGUAGAACCUAUCAGGGUUACCCACUCUAUUCCGGAUUGUUGUGGAUUGGUGCUCCGCUGUGCUGAUGGGACCAUUCUUCAUACUGGUGACUGGAAGAUUGAUGAAUCACCAUUGGAUGGGAAAGUUUUUGAUCGCGACACUUUGGAGGAACUCUCGAAGGAAGGAGUUACAUUGAUGAUGAGUGACUCAACAAAUGUGCUCUCACCUGGAAGAACUGUUAGUGAGACUGUUGUAGCAGACGCACUAUUGAGAAAUGUUUCAGCUGCUAAAGGAAGAGUUAUUACUACACAGUUUGCAUCUAAUAUACAUCGUCUUGGAAGUGUGAAAGCUGCAGCUGAUUUAACUGGUCGGAAGCUGGUAUUUGUGGGCAUGUCAUUAAGGACAUACUUGGAUGCUGCUUGGAGAGAUGGAAAAGCACCAAUUGAUCCAUCAACUCUGGUGAAAGUGGAAGAUAUUGAUACUUAUGCUCCAAAGGAUUUGCUUAUUGUUACAACAGGCUCUCAAGCAGAACCACGUGCUGCUUUGAACCUCUCAUCAUAUAGAAGCAGUCACUCUCUCAAAUUGAACAAGGAUGAUGUAAUUCUAUAUUCAGCUAAGGUAAUUCCUGGGAAUGAGAAUCGAGUGAUGGAUAUGUUGAACCGGAUAGCAGAUAUUGGUUCAACAAUUGUAAUGGGAAAAAGUGAGAACCUGCAUACAUCGGGCCAUGGAUAUCGUGAUGAACUGGAGGAAGUACUUAAAAUUGUGAAGCCGCAGCAUUUUCUGCCGAUACAUGGAGAACUCUUGUUCUUGAAAGAGCAUGAAUUACUUGGCAAAUCUACUGGCAUCCGGCAUACUACUGUUAUAAAGAAUGGUGAGAUGCUGGGAGUUUCUCAUCUUAGGAACAGAAGAGUGAUGUCUAAUGGUUUUAUUUCCCUGGGAAAGGAGAAUCUCCAGUUGAUGUAUAAUGAUGGUGAUAAAGCAUUUGGCACAUCUACAGAACUUUGCAUUGAUGAGAGACUAAGGAUAGCAUCUGAUGGUAUUAUAGUUGUCAGCAUGGAAAUUUUGCGCCUAGAGAAAGUAGAUGGUCUGGAUCAAACGAGCCUAAAGGGAAAAAUAAGGAUUUUCACACGUUGCUUAUGGCUUGACAAAGGGAGGCUUUUAGAUGCCCUUUACAAAGCUGCUCAUGCUGCGCUAUCAAGUUGUCCUGUGAACUGUCCGCUGGCUCACAUGGAAAGAACUGUGUCUGAGGUACUGAGGAAGAUGGUGAGGAAGUACAGUAGUAAAAGACCUGAUGUGAUUGCAAUAGCUGUUGAGACAGCUGAAGUUCUGUCUGAUGAGCUAAAUGCAAGAUUAUCUGGCAAGUCCCAUGUUGGCUUUGGGUCAUCAUCAUUGAAUAGAGUUGUCAGCCCACGUCAUAGGAAGAGGAGGCCAAGCAGGAAGCUUGAAGAAGCAGGUGGUGGUAACCCCCACUCAGAGGAGAUUGCAGAUGAGAGUGUUGAAUUGGAACAUGUGUUAUCUGAGGAAGAUGCAACUGCAUCAAGUUCUGGCGAAGAUGACCCAUCUACGCUACUUACAGGAAGCUCAGAUGCUUUUUUGAAACCAUUUGUAGCACUGACAUCAUCUGCUGAGGACCAAGUAAGGGAGGACAAUGGUUCCAUUCCAGAAGAGUGUCCGGAUAUUAAUAAAGAUGGCACAGAAAGCAUUGGGGGGGAUUCUGUUCAUUUGUCAAAUCCUCAAUUGACAUCUCCCAGGUCUGUAAAACAGAACAAAUGGGAGCCUGAGGAAAUUAUGAAACUAAUCAGAAUGCGGGGGGAAUUGGAUAGCAGAUUUCAAGUUGUGAAGGGGCGAAUGGUCCUUUGGGGAGAGAUCUCUGCAAAUUUGUUAACUCAUGGGAUAAAUCGAUCUCCAGCACAGUGCAAAUCUGUUUGGGCAUCCCUUGUUCAAAAAUAUGAGCAGGAAAGCAAGAGUGGGAGGGAAAGCAAGGAGGAUUGGCCCUAUUUUUCUGAAAUGGACAAGAUUUUAUCUGAUCGUGAGGCAGGAAUGACAAAAUGAAUGGACUUUGUAGAAACAGUUUGUCUUUUCAAAAUUUUGGCAGUGUUCUUGGUCUUCUUGCAUCUCUGGCUUGAAUAUAUGUGAUGAUCUGGGAUGACGAGAAAUGAAUGAACUUAUUCUGAAGACAAAGCGCCUUUUAGCAUAUUCCCAGUUGGGAGGAAUCUUAAAUACUAUGAUGGAUGGUGGCAUCUGUAUUGGAUUUUGAGCAGCAGUUCAGGUUCGUGACAUUGUUUUUCGGUGUACUGUUCAAAAUUUUAUAAAGAUAAAAAGGCAAGAAGAUAUGCCAGAAACCAAGAGUGGCAUAAUUUGGCUUGAAAAUGUCCUAUGGUUGGUCGUGUCACAUGGAAUAACAAUUUUGUUGUCAUAAUCUCUAUUACUUAUUACCCUUCUAAAAGAUCAAA